AUGCCAAGUUCAGAAAAUCCGUCGCCUUACGAAAAUUUAAUAAAAUUCUUACAAGAAAAUAUUAAAUUUUUGAACAGAGAAAAAAGAAGGUUGGAAAAACGCCUACAAAUCAACAAAGUCAAUGAAGCAGAUUUUAAACCAAAAUUUGAAGAAUUCCAAAACGUUAUAAAGGAUCGAAAAUCAAUUUUAGAUGAAAGUGGAAAGCCUUCACUUGAAGAGUUGACAUUUUUAGGGGUAGCCGAUGUUUCGCAGUUUAUAGUUUCAGGGCUCGAAAUACCAAUAUCUAAAAUUAUGGUAAAUACAAUUUUAACAAUCUGGGUACAAGGAGUAAGAGAAUCAAACGGAGAAUAUGAAAAAUGGAAAAAAUGUUCAAUUCCGUUAUUUUAUUAUACUACUAAA
Messenger RNA from Racocetra persica, 399 nucleotides. Lineage: Eukaryota; Fungi; Glomeromycota; Glomeromycetes; Diversisporales; Gigasporaceae. The record is from the annotation of a GenBank genome assembly.